Trichobilharzia regenti is the source of this 7623-nucleotide messenger RNA. The record is from the annotation of a GenBank genome assembly. Lineage: Eukaryota; Metazoa; Platyhelminthes; Trematoda; Strigeidida; Schistosomatidae.
AUGACGAGCCGCCUUGAUCGUCUCUUCGUCCUCUUGGAGAAUUGUCCGAAUGCAUCUUUGCGUGCUGCAGCUGCUGAGCAACUUGGAGAGGUCGCGAGGAAUGCUCCAUCAAACAUCAACUAUGUUUUUACACGCCUUGUCCCAUUACUACGACACAAAAAUUGGAUAUCUCGUGUUGCUGCUUCAGAUGCAAUUCGUUCAAUUGUUCAUCAUCUACCAGAUUGGGAUCCAACUUUAGCAUGUUCAGACUAUAAAGAUGAAAAUGAAAUACCACCAACUGGUGGCUUCCUCAGUUUAAAUGAACUUCGGUUAGAUCGUGUUCUUGCUCAAGGCGCUCGACUAUACAGUAUGGAUGCACGUGAAUUGGAAAAAACUAACAAACGAGCACAUAGUGAAAAGUCUAAGAAGAAUGAUGAAAAUGCAUUGGGGUAUGGUGGAUGCGAACAUCAAGGAGAUGGUCAUUCUCCUCAUGUUUUACCGCCAAUUCAACGCCAAGAAAUCAAUAGUCGUUUGGGUUUAGAAAAUGAUAGUUUACUUACUCAGGUAUUAGAGGUUCAUGCAGACGUGUCAAUUAAUAAAUGGAUAACACCGGAUGAUUUGGUUGACGAAGCUCAAAGUGGAUUUACUCAGUUAGAUGUUGAGGCUUGUAUUCGAAGUACUUAUGGGACGGUGACUAGUACUGAUGUGGAUAGGAAAAGAUCUAUUCCAUCUCUAUCAUCACAUGAAUCUGAUGCCAAGCGUAUUAAACUGGAUCCACAGACUAAUGUUCCAUCAGAACUAUCUCAAACAGGUAUCCAAUCCACUAGUACUACUUCUGCUGCUGCUGUGGUUGGUUGCAACCGAUACUAUACACAUUGGCCGCUCGAUAAAUUGUGUACUACAUUGUUGAGUGAUUUAUGGGCUCUACGUUGGGAGACACGUCAUGGUGCAGCAUCUGGUCUACGAGAAUUACUCUCCGAGCCUAGACAUACAAGACAAGCGGGAAAACAUAUAGGACAAACUGAAAAAGAGAGACAAAUAAGUCAUUGUCAAUAUUUAGAAGAUAUUGUAGUUCGGGUAUUGUGUACACUGGCCUUGGAUCAGUUAUCCGACUUCAUAUCAGAUGAGGUUGUAGCUCCUGUUCGUGAAACAGCCGCUCAAUUGUUAGGUGUUCUAUCAUUACACUUGACAGUUGAUCAAGUAGUACUCAUAGCAAAACAUUUAAUAUUUCUUGUAUCGUUAAAUGAUGAAACUGUAACUCAAUUGUGCAAUAACAAUAAUAAUAAUAAUAAUCUACCUGAUCAAAAAGAGAGCACAACUGCAUCGAAAAAUAGUUGGAUGAUUGCUCAUGGUGGCUUGUUGGGGAUAAAGUAUUUACUUGCUUCAAGAAAGGAUUUGAAGGAUAUUUUGUUGCCUCAUGUUGCACCGUGUUUAAUUAGCCGACUAUUUGGUAUACCAAUUGUUGCUGAUCAUCAGAUAGUUAGUCAACAUAAUGGCAAUUCUUCGUUACCACCAUCGUCAUCAAGUGUGAACAGAGGUAGAGUCAGCGCUAAUGAUGAUGAUGAUAUACGCGCUGCUGCUGGUUCCGCUUUAUUACCAAUAAUUGAUACGCAUUGGAUUGAUUCACUCAGUCAAUAUGAAUAUAAUCUGUUUGUUAAUCAUGUAUGGUCAUUGAUACGUAAUACACCAUCAGAUCUCUCACCGUCCACAGGACCAGUUCUUAGUUUAAUCUGUGCAUUAACAAAAGCUGAAUGUGGAAGAAAACGACUAAUUCGAAGUGGUGAUGAUGAAUCUGUCAAAUUAGACGAGAAUGUUAGUACUUAUCAGAUUAGUACAAGUGCAAAAAUAAUGAUAAUCACUAAACUAUUGCAUCAUGUGUCAUCAUCUAUUCGUCAAAGCGCUUUAAACACUCUACAAUGUGUGAUAGAAUCGUGUGAAAAUCAGGUUGCAAGUUUAUCCGUAGAUACACUACAUGUCAUCCUGGAUAAUUUAUUCCAACGGAUACUAUUAGAAUCAUGUUCAACAAUUCGGACGCUUGUUACCAAUCUUACAAUAAAAAUUAUUAAAUCAGCUCAAAUUGAUUGUCUUGUCCAAGCAAGUAUUCGACGUCUAGAUGUCUGGUUAUGUCAAGUAAUGCAACCGACUGGUGUCCCGUAUCCAACUAAAUUUUUGGUGCCUUGUUUACAAGAAAUUGAUUCAAGUGCACAAUCUAUUUCAGAAUUAAAUUUAUCUAAUAAUAAUAAUAAUGAAGUAAUGAAUGCUAGUCAAUCGACUGUAUCCAAUACAACUGCAUCAAAUAAUAAUCCGUCAAAUAUAUUCACUGCGACAAAUCAAAGUUAUUGUAUAGGCGGUUAUCAAUGCCUUGCAGCUAGUCGUUCAGAAAUGGAAUCUUAUGUUCUAGAAACUAGAAUCUCAGCUGUACGCGUCUUGGCGAAUUUAUGUGCACGUGUCUGCCAGUACACUGACUUUAUCCCAAACCAGUUAUUGCCGUGUAUCUCAGAUAUUUCAGAAUCUCCGCCGUCUGUUGUAACGCUUCCUUCUUCAGCCAAUGACAAUAAUAAUAAUGGAACAGUCAGCAUGAUAAACUUUAUCUUCGGUCAAUUAUUAUGCCAGUUACACUUAAAAGAUCGUUUAGCUAUGCAACGUUUUAUUUCUGGUUUACUACUUUCUACUUGGGCUUUAUCAUCACCAUUUUCAUUAUCGUCACUUGAUACUACUCAUAAACUUGAUAACAGUAGUAGUAGUAGUAGUAGUACAAGUACAGAUAAACCAAGUGGUUUAUUGAAUGAUCUCAUUACUCCACUAGACAGAUCUGAACACUUAUCAAAUUUUCAUAAAUUAACGCAUACAUGGGCUAAUUUAUUGAAUGCAUUCUCAUCGAUGAGUACAUCGUCAACCUCUUCACCAAUUCUCCUGUCAUCAUCAUCAUCAUCGGAUUUAAGCAUGUUUAAGAAUCUAUCAAAUCUUAUCCCUGUUGAUAUACAAAAUGAUUUAAAGAACAUAACGAAACAAUUACACGGAAAGUUGGAAUCAUGUCUAACUGAAGUGAUAUAUUAUGAAGAAAUUCUUGCUCCAUUCAAAUUAAUGCAAGAAGAUUGUCGUGAAUUAAUCAGAUCGAUGAAAAUGUGUGGACUCAGUGUUGAUCCACAAAUUCCAGUCAAUGGUGUUUUAACAAUAGCUCAUUGUAAAGCCUUAUUACAAACAGUGGCGAAUACAAUUCAACAAAUGGAGAAUGCAUCCAGCACAUCUAGUAAUAUUGGCAUUGAUUCAUCAUUGUUGGAUAGAUUAAAUUGUCAAUUUGAAAGAACUCGAACUACAGUUGAUCAUUGUCUCACUUUACAAUUGUAUCUAGGAAAUCGUGUCGAGUUGGGUAUAGCUUGUGCAUUUGCAAACAUGAAUUGGAUUCUACCUGGUCGGUUAAGUCUACUUAUUCGUCCAUUGAUGGAUACUAUUCGAUGUAUGAAACCUUCUGUUAGUACCGUUGGUACGAAUACCAAUACUGCUUCUACUAGUCCCACCACUACUCCUACAGGUGUUGUUCAACCUUCCAUUGGCAUCAUCAGUAAUACUACUACUACUACUAAUAAUAAUAACAACGCUUCAUCCAAUAGUGUUGUUAAUAAUACUGGAAAUGCAUGUAUAGAUAUUUUGCCUAUCGGUACUUGUGUACAUCUUCAACGUUUAGCUGCUUGUUGUUUAGCACGUCUUAUGUGGUUGGAGUGGAGAAUGUUGUUGAAUGCUGCUGCUAAGUCGACAUCAUCAACAACAACGUCGUCAUUAUCAACAAUGUCGAAGAUAAAUGAACAUUUUUCACAUAUGAUGAUGAAUACGUCUAAAGCUGCUGUUAAAGUAAUAAAAAAUUUAACCUCAUACUUAAUAGAAUCAGAUCCAGAAUUACUUCAAUCGUCAGUACAAAACUCAACUUCGAAACAGUCAGAAACAAAUAAUCAAUUUCAUGAAGAUCAAUUACUAGAUGAUGUUAAAAUGGUUUGUACUGAUCAAAUCCCUACUGGUCGAUUGGAUAUGGAUAGUACAACGACAAGUACACCGCUUUCAUCUUAUGAAUCCCAGUGUCAAUCAGCACAAUAUCGUGGUGCUUAUAUCGCUUUAUCGUGUAUCUGUUAUACAUUUAUUACAUUUUAUCAUUGUGAAGAGAUAAAUGAAGCCUAUCAAGUGUCUAACAUGUCGUCGCCGCCCUCCUCCCCUUCCUCCUUACCGUCAUCAUUAUCGUCUUCAAAAGGAACACUGAAACCUUUGAAUUCAUCCAACUCCUAUCAAUUAAAGAAUAAUUCAUUGAAUAGUCUUCGUUUUGGUUUACCGACAUUAUGGAAUAUAUUUUGGUUGAAUCCAAUUAAUAUUAUCAUUGAUGUUUAUCGUCCACAUAUUGCUGCUGUUGGCGGCGGUGUUGGGGGUGUUAGCUCAAUUAACAAUAGUAAAAAAAUAAAGAAAAGGAAUAAUGAAAAUGAUAAGUGUAAAGUUAUAUCAGAAGAGGGAGAAAAAGCGGAAGAAGAAAGUCAUUAUUCACUAUUGAAAAGAUUAACUCAUGAUGUCAAGUUACCCGCCUCCUCGAUGAAUGCAAAUAGUUUAUCGAAAUCAACAGAAAAUGAAUUACUCACAGGGUUGACUUUAUUAUCCACAUGUUUAAAUGUUAUUCUACCGUGUAUUGAUCCUGAUAAGAAGACAAUAAAUAAGGAGGAGGAGGCCGAGGGGGAUUCUUCUCUUCUCUACAAUGAUGAUAUAUCAUUUGAACAAAUAGUAUGGUUAGGCGCAUUAGUUAUACGUUUACCAUAUCCUACUUGUCGUCGUAUCGGUGCACGUCUUCUAGCCGAUUUAACUUUAUUACAACCUGUGCAUACACUGAAUAUUCUCUUGCCAAUAUUGUUAUCACUACCGUCGUCAUCGUCAUUGAAUGAUGGAAGUUUUUUAAUGUCUGGUGAUUUAUCAACAAUAUGUAUUGGUGCAUUGGAGACAUUUUUAACAAUUGUAGAUAAAUUCACCAAUAUUCAAAAUGCCUCUGCAUAUAUGCUUCAUAAAAAUCCACCAGUUGUUUUGAAUGAUCCACUAUUGGAUCCAGAUUCAAAGUCAUCUUGUUCACCAUCAUCACUACUGUCAUCAUCAUCAAUAUCGACGUAUGAAUCUUUUAAUUCUACUGAAAAACACGCUUCAAUUAUUUCUGAAUCAAAGAUAACAGACAGGCUUACAGGUGAUACAGUCAAGGAGACUGCUCCUCCUCCUCCUCCUACUGCUGCUAGCAGUAAUCCAGUGGAAUCAUCAACUCCGUCAUCCUCGUCGUCGUCAUCAUCACUACCGGAUAAUUUGAAAUUAUUCUUACCAUAUCUUGUUCUUCUGCUUACACCAACUCUUAAAUUAAUAUCAAGUGCUAAUCAAGAGAUACGAUCUGUAGCGGGUAAAUUGUUUACAGCACUAUUGAAUUUACUACCAUUAGAGGCAUCUAUUCCAAAUCCUGUGAACAUGAAAGAAGAAUUUAAACGGGUCCGUGGUGAACAACGUGAAUUCAUUGACAGUCUGUUACAUCCCAAUCGUAUACAAGUGUAUAAUCUACCGAUAAAGAUAAAUGCAACACUACGAUCCUAUCAACAGGAAGGUGUUAAUUGGUUAUGCUUUCUAAAUCGUUACGGUUUAAAUGGUAUACUAUGCGAUGAUUUAGGCUUAGGUAAAACACUUCAAACUAUCUGUAUCCUGGCGGGUAGUCAUCAUGAAUUGAAACAAUCCUUACUAUUAAAGAAGAAAAAACAGUCAAAAAGUAAUGACAAAGAGAAGGCGUCAUCGGUGAAAAAGUUGAAAUCAACUACUGAUAAAAAGAAGAAGAAGAAACCGUCGAAAUCGAUGCCUACUUCAAUGAAAGAAGAAUUAGACGAACCAAUGAAAGAAUCACUCAUCACAGCGAAUUACGAAUUGUCUAACAAACAAUUGGAAUUACCUAUUUCAUUAGUUAUCUGUCCAUCUACAUUAUGCGGUCAUUGGUCGCAUGAAAUCCAACAUUAUGCACAAACAGACGAUUUAAAACCUCUUAUCUAUGCUGGUAAUCCAGCUGUUAGACAAAGCCUUCUUUCAAAGUUUCAUCAAUACGAUGUCAUUAUAACAUCAUAUGAUUCUGUUCGAAGUGAUAUAGAAUAUUUUCAAUCGAUCAGCUGGAAUUACGUCAUUCUGGAUGAAGGUCAUAUCAUUAAAAGCAGUAAAUCUAAGGUUACACGUGCUGUGAAACAGUUGAUUGCUCAACAUCGUCUUAUCUUGACUGGUACACCGAUACAGAAUAGAGUCUCUGAACUUUGGUCAUUAUUUGACUUUUUAAUGCCAGAAUUUCUUGGUACUGAACAACACUUUCUAGCUAAAUUUGCUCGUCCAGUAGCUGUUAGUCGUGAUGUUAAAGCAUCAAAGGCGGAUCAACGUGCAGGUCAAUUGGCAUUGGAAAAACUUCAUCGACUUGUUCUACCGUUCAUGUUAAGACGAUUAAAAGAAGAUGUUAUGCAAGAUUUACCACCGAAAAUAAUACAAGAUUUUGCUUGUAAAAUGACUCCGAUACAACGUAAACUGUAUGAAUCAUUCCAAAAGACAGACGAAGGUAAACAGCUGAUGAAUAUCGUCGGUUCAACUGAUGCCAGUGCCAGUGCCAACGCUACUUCUACCACUGGUCAACAACAGUCAGUCUACAUUUCCUCAGUAGUAGGUGUCUCACACGGAUUUCAAGCUGUACGAUAUUUUCAAGCUGUAUGCAAUCAUCCUUGCCUAGUCCUGAAAUCUGGUCAUCCACUACUUGAUGAAAUCAAGUGUGAAUUCGGCAUUCAAUCAUCGGAUCAGUUGAGAUCAAUUCAUUUGAGUGGGAAAUUGUUAGCUCUAUGUCGCCUGUUAACUGAUUGUGGUUUUGGCAGUCCAAAUUUAUCAAACAAUAUGCCUGGUACUAGUAGUAGUACUAAUGGUAACAAUUCAUCUCCUACGUCGUCAGCUGCAUCAACAUCUGCAUCGAAUGAUUUCUAUGCUAGUCGAAGUUUACUUAGUCAACAUCGAGCAUUGAUAUUUUUUCAAACACGUGAAAUGUUACAAUUGACUGCUGAUAUGCUCAGAGAAUUAUUUCCAUGGAUAACUGCAACACGAUUAGACGGUAGUGUACCUGUAGGGGAACGCCACAAUCGUGUAGUUCGAUUCAAUCAAGAUCCAUCAAUCGAUAUAAUGUUAUUGACUACAGCUGUUGGUGGAUUAGGCUUAAAUUUAACCGGUGCGGAUACGGUGAUUUUUGUUGAACACGAUUGGAAUCCGUGUAAAGAUCUACAGGCAAUGGAUCGAGCACAUCGUAUCGGUCAGUCACGUACAGUGAAUGUUUAUCGUCUCAUAACUGAAGAGAGUAUAGAAGAACAAAUAAUGAAUUUACAAGCAUUUAAAUUACACUUAGCCAAUACAAUCUUAACUACAGAUAAUAAAAAUAUUACUGAAAUGGAUACCGAACAUUUAUUCGAUCGAUUAUCGUCUUAUAAUAAUAACAACAAUGAAGAAGUACAACACUCGAGAGAUAAUCAUCAUCAAUACGAUAAUGGACAAAGUGGAUUCGCUCUGUUGGAUGAACUUGAAACAUGUUAUGAAGUUGAAUAUAAUUUAGAUGCUUUUAUUGCUCGAUUAAAAACCAGUUGA